CUGCUGUGCGCUGGCGGAGGUGUGGUCCGUGGCGGGGAUGGGGAUCACGGUGGACGUGCACCAGGUGUACAAGUACCCCUUCGAGCAGGUGGUCGCCAGCUUCCUCCGAAAGUAUCCAAACCCCAUGGAUAAAAAUGUCAUCUCUGUAAAAAUCGUGGAGGAAAAAAUAGAUGAAUCAACAGGAAUCAUCUAUAGAAAGAGGAUUGCAAUCUGCCAGAAUGUGAUUCCAGAAAUUUUAAGAAAGGUGAGCAUUUUAAAGGUCCCUAGUAUCCAGUUAGAAGAGGAAUCGUGGCUCAACCCUCAGGGAAGAAACAUGGCUAUUCAGAGUCACUGCCUUACGUGGACACAGUAUGCAUCCAUGAAGGAGGAGUCUGUCUUCCGGGAAAGUGUGGAAAAUCCAAAUUGGACAGAAUUCAUUCAGAGAGGCAGGAUUUCAAUCACAGGGGCUGGAUUUCUCAACUGUAUUUUGGAAACUUUUGCUGGCACAUUCUUAAGACAGGGGGCACAGAAGGGAAUUAGAAUAAUGGAGAUGCUGCUAAAGGAACAGUGUGGUGCCCCCUUAGCUGAAUAAGGAAUCAUCAGGGAGCCGUGUCCAAGUGGGCUUCUUUCCAAUAAUAACUUCUUGGCCACAACACAUCGUAGGCACAGUUCCUGGAAUACAGGUUUGAGGAUACAGUAUUGGCAGAAUAAAGAAGAGGAGACAUCCUUGCCAGGACAUAAAACGAUACCCUCCCCUUGGAGCCUGCUUCAAAUAGUGGGACUCAUGGAGAUGAGACCAUCUAGCUGGAUUUUUAUGAACAGUCUCUUUAUGAUUUUAUAAAUAAAGAAAAAGAUCCAUGUGAGAUGACAUCCACUCUUCCUCAGGAUGUCCUGCUACUUGUUUGUGAUGGCACCAGGGCAGUCAAAGGCCUAGGGUGGUGGUGCUUGUACCCAUAUUUUAACAGCAUGAUUGUUCAUGGGAUUCAUGAGUGGAUUCUGGAACAUAUAAAGUUGUUGGCUCAAUUACCUGUUCUAGGGGGCUUGAAACAGGCAUGUGCCAGACCUGUGCUGAAGCUAAGCCAUAUGUAUACCAAUGUUUAAGAUUUUCAGAAAUAAAAGACUUUUGAUGCAUAA
Molecule: messenger RNA, 1113 nt
Organism: Marmota flaviventris (yellow-bellied marmot)
Lineage: Eukaryota; Metazoa; Chordata; Mammalia; Rodentia; Sciuridae
Gene: Prelid2
Product: PRELI domain containing 2
Cellular component (GO): mitochondrial intermembrane space
Source: RefSeq, a predicted model, not a curated record